Microthlaspi erraticum is the source of this 1266-nucleotide messenger RNA. The record is from the annotation of a GenBank genome assembly. Lineage: Eukaryota; Viridiplantae; Streptophyta; Magnoliopsida; Brassicales; Brassicaceae.
AUGGCUACACAGGAAGAGGUUUCUGCUGCCUCAAAGAUGAUCGAGGAUCAUCAUCUCUGGAUGGAAAUGAGCCGCUCUGAGCUCAAUAUUCUGCAAAACGCAUUCCAAAAUGUCGAGGAAUCGGCUCUGGUUUCCAAGGAAAAGGAGACUGAUUUCCUCUGGAGACGUGUGAAUACUGCAACUGCGUUAUUGACAUUUCUGAAAUCAAAAGCGACAACUGUGUCUGCUUCUGAUUUCUCCCAACUAUCACUUGGAACUUCCCAGCAGCUUGAGCCUAGUUGCUUCCCCGGUUCUGGAUUGUUUGAGAGCAUUGCAUGUGGUGAUGGUGUGGAUGAAGUUGAUGGGACUUACGUCACUGAGAUGCUUAACCAUGUUGAGACGGUUACAGGGGUAAUGGAGUCUCUGGCCAGGCGUGCUGUGAUCGCGGAAUCAGAAGCCGCGAUCGAGAAAGAAAAGGUUGCGUUAAGCCAAGAAGAAAUCGAGAGAAAGGUUGGGGAAAUGGAGAAGAUGGCCAUCAAGUUGGAGGACAUGGAAAAGUAUGCUCUCGGGACCACAAGCAUUCUCGGGGAAUUCCGACAGUGGCCAUUCCUCUCAAGGCAGUCGCGCUCUAGGAGGCAUCGCGAUGAUCCAGACCGCUUGGUCGAAAAUCUUGGAGGAUACAAGAUCCGGAUUCCCCCUUUCCAUGGCAACAACAAUCCUGAUGAGUACAUGGACUGGGAGAAGAAGUGUGAGUUCAACUUCAACUUACACAACAUAUCCAACAUCAACAGAGUCAAACUGGCGGUCUCUGAGUUCAAUGACUAUGCCCUAAGGUGGUGGGAACAAGUCGUGACCGCAAGAGAGAUUGGUGGAGCUCUUGAGGUCUCUACCUGGGAAGAGAUGAAAAGGAUCAUGAGGCAGAGGUUCAUUCCUAGCUAUUAUCAGAGAGAGCUACAUUCUAAGCUCAGGAGGCUCACUCAAGGGUCCAAAACUGUUGAAGAAUACUUCCAGGAGAUGGAAGGUAUGAUAAUGAGGGCUAAUGUGAUUGAGGACAGAGAAGCCACUAUGUCCAGGUUCCUUGGAGGGCUCAACCGCGAGAUCCAAGAUGUGUGGAGAUGCAAAACUGCCGAUGUAUCCAAGAGACUCCAAACCGGCUUCACACCAAAGUCUGAGCCAAGAGGAGCCUCUUACAGUCAAGACAAGGACAAGAGCAACCAGUACAACUCUGCCCUAGAGCUCGCGAGCUUAAGUGCUUCAAGUGUCAAGGCUUUGGACACUAUGCCAUGA